Messenger RNA from Aspergillus calidoustus, 1647 nucleotides. NCBI's taxonomy places the organism in Eukaryota, Fungi, Ascomycota, Eurotiomycetes, Eurotiales, Aspergillaceae. The record is from the annotation of a GenBank genome assembly.
AUGUGGAGACGAACAUAUUUGCUCCUCCUGUUGAUCCGCGUUUACUUUGCGCUUUGCCCCAGUUAUAUUCACCCAGAUGAGCACUUCCAGGGCCUGGAAGUCUUUGCAGGCCGCAUUCUCUCAUAUCCGUCCGAAGUGCCCUGGGAGUUUACCUCGGAGCGCCCAAUCCGCAGUAUCUUUCCGCUAUGGCCGGUUUAUGACGUCCCGAUAAGCCUCUUGAGAUGGUUCUACAAUGAGACUGGAUCAGAGAGCCCCUCGCCGGAGCUCGUAUACUACGUGGUGCGCGGGGUGAUGUUCCUGCUGAGCUUCGUGCUGGAGGACUGGGCCGUGCAUGAGCUUGUGCCUCUCCCGCGCCAUCGACGGAUAGCCGUGGUCUUGGUGGCCUCGUCCUAUGUCACCUGGACUUAUCAGACGCAUACAUUCUCCAACUCUCUCGAAACCCUGUUGGUCGCCUGGGGUCUGGUGCUCAUCCACCGUAUAGUUGAGAACAAGCGCCGCUCCUCUCUCUUCUCCUGUGCUGUCCUUUCCUUUAUUUGCGUCGCCGGCGUGUUUAACAGGAUAACUUUCCCAGCAUUUCUCGCCAUUCCAGGACUUCAAUUGUUACCCCAUUUUUGGCGCAAACCAGCAUCCCUACUUUCGUUCAUCGGCUUUGGCCUCAUAUUUUGCUACGUCGCGAUAUUUGCCGAUACAACAUUCUACAGACCUUCUGCGUCAUUUAGCGAUGUCUUGCGCUCGCCGGUAAUCACGCCGCUCAACAACCUUCUUUAUAACACCGACAGCUCUAAUCUCGCUCUCCAUGGACUCCACCCUCGAUACCAUCACUUCUUAAUCAACUUGCCACAACUCCUUGGCCCUGCGGUCGUGGUGAUGGUCCUGCAAGUGUACAACCUACGGGCCAUUCCAUCUUGGAUGCAGAAUCUUCGGGCUCUCUCUGCCAUAUCGGCUACUGCCAUGUUGUCUAUUUUCCCUCAUCAGGAACCCCGGUUCCUGAUCCCCUGCGUGCCUUUGCUCCUUACAUGCCUCCACCCUCGCAAAUCGCGGAUAUUCCUAGUUGCUUGGGUGACAUUCAACGCAGCGUUGGGCUUUUUGAUGGGCGUAUAUCACCAGGGAGGUGUGGUUCCAACCCAGCUUGCAAUCCCGUCCAUUAUUUCAACUACCACCGAGGGGUGGCAUGAGCCAUUGAAGGAACACCGACCUCUCUUUGCAACCGUACUUUGGUGGAAGACAUACUCGCCGCCUUUGUGGUUGCUAGGCGACAAUUCGAGCCUACUCCUAGACUUGGACAUUGAGACUCGAGAUCUGAUGGGCAGACCCGGACCAGAAAUGGUUAGCGAACUUGAGAAACUAGUCCCGGCCUGCCCCACGAAACUCAGAAGCACAAGGAAACCAGCUCCAGCGGGUUUGAGACAAUCCGACGCUGUCUUUGUGGUCGCGCCCAAGUCGAUCACGUUCCUCGAUCAAUUUACAACUCCGCAGAGUCGCGACUCGGCGUUUGAGCUGCUUGAACUCUGGACUUAUAAACAGCACCUCAGUCUUGACGAUCUAGACUUUGGCAGCGAUGGCAUUCUGCCUACGCUAAAGAGAGUUAUCGGGAGGCGCGGGCUUAGCGUUUGGCUUGCACAGAAGCCUGGUUGCCGUCAAGCCUAG